CAGACAAGUGCUACAGGGUUUCUCUUGAUGGGUUUCUCUAUUGACCCAAGCAACCAGAAUGUUCUUUUUGUCAUAGGGCUGUUUAUCUAUUUGUUAACAUUAGGAGGGAAUCUAGCCAUCAUUACACUCAUCAUGAUAGAUCAGCAUCUCCAAACUCCUAUGUACUUUCUCCUUGGCAAUCUCUCUUUUGUGGAGAUUUGCUGCACUUCCACUACUGCCCCUAAAGUGCUAUGGGACCUCUUGUCAGGGGAUAAGACCAUUUCCUACAUAGGAUGUGCUUUACAAUUAUAUUUCUUUGGUACUUUUGGAAGCACAGAAUGUGUUCUUCUCUCAGCUAUGGCAUAUGAUCGUUAUGUAGCUGUUUGUCACCCCUUGCACUACAAUCUGCUCAUUAACCAAACAGUACGUCGACGUUUGUUGGCAGCCUCCUGGAUUAUUGGCCACUUCAAUUCCACUAUUAAUACAGCCAUGGUCUUUUCCCUACAUUUCUGCCACUCUAAUAAAAUCAAUCACUUUUUCUGUGACAUUCCUCCCUUACUACACUUAUCUUGUUCUGAUAUCUUUGUUAGCCAGAUGGUGACCUUCACCAUCUCUGGUGGUAUUAUGAUUGUAUCAUUUGGCUUAACCCUUCUUUCCUAUGUUUUCAUUGUUUCCUCUGUCCUCAAAAUCCACACUGCUAAUGGUAGGAUGAAGGCAUUUUCCACCUGUGGAUCACAUCUCACUGUGGUGAGCAUCUUUUAUGGCACUCUGAUGUACACCUACAUAAGGCCUUCCUCUGCUCACUCCAUAAAAGAAGACCCCCUAAUUUCAAUUCUAUACACCACCAUUAUACCGUUGGUCAAUCCCUUGAUCUACAGCUUCCGAAACAAGGAAGUGAAAGGGGCUCUUUACAAAGUUCUUAAUUUAAAAAUUUGUUAA
This is a messenger RNA of Ahaetulla prasina, 918 nucleotides long. RefSeq names its product olfactory receptor 5A2-like. Gene Ontology annotation, molecular function: olfactory receptor activity; G protein-coupled receptor activity. Lineage: Eukaryota; Metazoa; Chordata; Lepidosauria; Squamata; Colubridae. The record is from RefSeq and is a predicted model, not a curated record. Bases 28 to 918 code for a protein of 296 amino acids. Gene Ontology annotation, cellular component: membrane. Gene Ontology annotation, biological process: G protein-coupled receptor signaling pathway. The transcript has 2 exons.